Molecule: messenger RNA, 4097 nt
Organism: Salvelinus namaycush (lake trout)
Lineage: Eukaryota; Metazoa; Chordata; Actinopteri; Salmoniformes; Salmonidae
Product: mitogen-activated protein kinase 14A-like
Exons: 12
Coding region: 304-1389 (361 amino acids)
Biological process (GO): protein phosphorylation; intracellular signal transduction
Cellular component (GO): nucleus; cytoplasm
Molecular function (GO): MAP kinase activity; ATP binding
Source: RefSeq, a predicted model, not a curated record
GACAUUUUGUUGUUGCAGCAGAGGAAAACGGGCGCGCUGGGUAAAUGACAUUGUGAAAUCCCGGGAGCUUAAGUGCAAAUGGAGUAGUUAGAAAAUCUUUCUCAACAAACUCUUUCCGUCCUAAAACAUGCAGAAUUUCAAGAAUUUUGCACCUCGCUCACAACGAACUAGCUAGCUAGAGGUUACAGCAUUUUCUUAAACUAGUUAGCGAACUUACUUUAGUUGCACGAGUCUAGCUGCUGCCAGCUUUGACCAAGAAAAAGGAGAAGUCACAACUUGCAGUUUGAGGGUUGUUCUGCAGGAAUGUCGCAGAAAGAACGACCUACGUUUUAUCGGCAGGAGGUGACCAAGACGAUUUGGGAGGUACCAGAACGCUACCAGACCCUGUCUCCAGUCGGUUCCGGGGCCUACGGAUCAGUUUGCUCGUCGUACGAUCAGAAGACGGGUCUGAAGAUCGCUGUGAAGAAGCUCUCCCGGCCUUUCCAGUCCUUUAUCCACGCCAAGAGAACCUACAGAGAGCUACGGCUGCUCAAGCACAUGAAGCAUGAGAAUGUGAUCGGCCUUCUAGAUGUUUUCACACCUGCUACUAGUCUGGAGGAGUUCAAUGAUGUGUACCUGGUGACCCACCUGAUGGGGGCAGACCUCAACAACAUAAUCAAGUGUCAGAAGCUGACAGAUGACCAUGUGCAGUUCCUCAUAUACCAGAUCCUCCGGGGGUUAAAGUAUAUCCACUCAGCAGAUAUCAUUCACAGAGACCUGAAACCCAGCAACGUGGCUGUGAAUGAGGACUGUGAGCUGAAGAUUCUGGACUUUGGGCUGGCGCGGCACACAGACGAUGAGAUGACUGGUUACGUUGCCACUCGCUGGUACAGGGCCCCAGAGAUCAUGCUAAACUGGAUGCAUUACAACAUGACAGUGGACAUUUGGUCUGUGGGAUGUAUCAUGGCUGAACUCCUCACUGGCAGAACGCUGUUUCCCGGUACUGACCACAUUGAUCAGUUGAAGCUAAUAAUGAUGCUCGUUGGGACGCCAGGGCCUGAGCUCUUGAUGAAAAUCUCCUCUUUGUCUGCAAGGAACUACAUCAACUCCUUGCCUCAGAUGCCCAAGAGGAAUUUUUCUGACGUGUUCAUUGGAGCCAACCCACAAGCUGUGGACCUGCUGGAGAAGAUGUUGGUUCUGGACACAGAUAAGAGGAUCACGGCUGCCCAGGCUCUGGCCCACCCCUACUUCUCCCAGUACCACGACCCAGACGAUGAGCCUGAGGCUGACCCCUACGACCAGAGCUUUGAGAGCCGCGAUCUGGACAUCGAAGAAUGGAAACGGCUGACCUUUGAGGCGGUAUGUGAUUUUGAGCCACCCAUCUUCGAUGGAAACGACAUGGAAUCGUGAUUGGGCGAUGUGACUUCUACAAGCCCCUCUCCCGUCAACACCACACAUCUCUAUCACUGAGGUUCCCUCUUAUCAGACGACCUUUUGGAAUAAUAUUAUCAGAGUGCCUACAAACGUUUGUCUAUUGUUAGUUAUAUUUCUUAAGCUCGCGCUCUCUCUCCCACCAUUUUGACUCCGUAAGGUGUUGCAACGUUGAAACGUUACAAAAAUAGCUUGGUCACAGAUUUGUUGGUGCUGUGGCAUGACAAUGGCCAUGGGAGUUGGCUGUACAACCCAAACAGAUAUGGGACCAGGCUAGAACUACAAUGGAGGAUAGGAGAGCGACAUUUUAAGGGCUGUUAAAUCGGUGUUAACAAAUACUGAUUGUGUCUACUACCGUGUAUUUUCAAGGGAGAAACAGGCAAGCAGAAAAAAACCACUAAUACCAUUAUUGGUCCAUUUCUGAAAAAUGUCAUGCUUCUUUUAUUAUUCUGUCUAUAUUUGUGUCACAAAUGGCACCCUAUUCCCUAUUUAGUGCUCUACUUUUGACCAGGGCACUAUAUAGGGAAUAGGGUGCCAUUUGGAAUAAAAUCUAUAUUUAAACUAGUUUUGUAUUCCUCCUUCAGAAGUUUUAUUAUUAUGAAAAUAUUGCUCACCACUGUAUUCUAUUGCUCACCACUGUAUUCUAUUGCUCACCACUGUAUUCUAUUGCUCACCACUGUAUUCUAUUGCUCACCACUGUGAUAUCCGAAAGAAAUUAGAUGCUGAAUUGAAACAUCCGGAAAAUGUGUUCUGAUUGAAUCAUUUCAUGGUCUGUAUCAUCUGAAAUGUGUUCUGAUUGGAAUCAUUUCAUGGUGUGAAUCAUCUGAAAUGUGUUCUGAUUGGAAUCAUUUCAUGGUGUGAAUCAUCUGAAAUGUGUUCUGAUUGGAAUCAUUUCACGGUGUGAAUCAUCUGAAAUGUGUUCUGAUUGGAAUCAUUUCAUGGUGUGAAUCAUCUGAAAUGUGCAAUAAUGCUUGUCUGUCACUCGCGCUCUGCCAAUCUACCAAUCACAGCGUUCGUGUCAGACUCCCCUAGCUUCGUUUUCCUGUCAAUCACAGCACUGGUGUCAAGACUCCCAGGCGCUUCAGAAACCGUUGAUGAUCUGCUUUAAUGGAUCUGGUAUAUGACAUAGGAUGUGUCCCAAAUGGAACUCUACUACCUAUAUACUGCAGUACUAAAUGUGGAAGACUAUAUUUCAGUUGAAUGCAUUCAGUUGUGCAACUGACUAGGUAUGUUCCUUUCCUUUGAACAGGGCCCAUAGGGUUAUGGUCAACAGUAGUGCACUAUAUAGUGAAUUGGGGGCCAUUUGGGAUGCACAUAGGGAUUCAUUCUAUUCUUCAACAUUGUUAUGAGCUUAUAAACUUUGUGGAAAUGUUUUAGCUGUGAGAAAUGUUUCAAUAUACCACGUUGCAGAUUAAUUCCCCCUCCCCCAAGUAUUAAACUACUAUUAAACUUAAAAUACCAGCGCCAGACCAUAGGAUGUUUCAUACCUUUUACGUUUUAGUCAUUUAGCAGACGCUCUUAUCCAGAGCGACUUACAAGAGCAAUUAGGAUUAAGUGCCUUGCUCAAGGGCACAUCGACAGAUUUUUCACCUAGACCGCUCAGGGAUUCGAACUAUCAACCUUUCGGUUACUGGCCCAACGGUUUUAACCGCUACGCUACCUGCCGCACAUUUAGUGCUCACAAACCGUAAAAUCAUUAUUCAGCUAAUUGAAUACCCAACUGAUGUAAUUCUGUCAGAUUCAGACAAUUUUUGUGGCUUCCUCUCGUCCUCAUCUCAUUGAUCUGCACUGAGGUAAAGGAACUGGACAGGAGAAAGCGAAGGCCUGGUAGGGGUCAACCAUAUUGCUGUUUUCAAAACAGAACUGUGCAGAUGAAGGACACAAUGGAAGGAAGCCACUAGAAUAUUGAGAUACAGCCAGAAUAAAUACAGAGUCAGAAUAAAUAACCGUGAUAGCCCCAGGACUCUAGCCUAGUUGAACCAUGCUGCGCUCCAUUGAAUAGCCCCAGGACUCUAGCCUAGUUGAACCAUGCUGCGCUCCAUUGAAUAGCCCCAGGACUCUAGCCUAGUUGAACCAUGCUGCACUCCAUUGAAUAGCCCCAGGACUCUAGCCUAGUUGAACCAUGCUGCACUCCAUUGAAUAGCCCCAGGACUCUAGCCUAGUUGAACCAUGCUGCACUCCAUAUUGACACUUUAAAACCAGAUGGAGUUGAUAUGAGCCACUGUGGGUUUUCAAUGAAUGUGCCAAUCAACGUGGCAUUAAGUAAACUAGGAAUAAUAUGUAUUUUUGGGUACAAAAUAAACUCAAAUGUAUGUAAAUAUCUGUUCUAUAUUUUAUUUUUUAAUCUUCAUGACUUCUUUUUUGGUUUGUUGAAUUUAAACAAUCUUCAUUGUCAGCAUGUUCAUCAUUUGUGCGUGUGUGUUUUGAAUAUAUGUCUUAACAGGAGCUUGACGUGUCAUGCUUAAAGCCGCAAAAUAGAAAAAUGUAAAUCGAUGUCAAAAAGAAAUGAGGAAAUUGCGUAGUUAUAUUUAUACUUUGUUGAGGUGGUAUUUCAACUGGAGAGAGAUACUGUUGUUUAUUUCAGCCAAUCCCCAUAGAAGACUGACAUCUAACAGUCUUUACAGCAGAGUAACUAUUACUAUAAAUAAUGCCUUUGUUUAUAAAGAAAUAAAGACAGUUAUUUUUAA